Poeciliopsis prolifica (blackstripe livebearer) is the source of this 3017-nucleotide messenger RNA. RefSeq names its product SPT2 chromatin protein domain containing 1 (gene spty2d1). NCBI's taxonomy places the organism in Eukaryota, Metazoa, Chordata, Actinopteri, Cyprinodontiformes, Poeciliidae. The record is from RefSeq and is a predicted model, not a curated record. Bases 451 to 2571 code for a protein of 706 amino acids. The transcript has 6 exons. Gene Ontology annotation, cellular component: nucleolus. Gene Ontology annotation, molecular function: DNA binding; histone binding. Gene Ontology annotation, biological process: regulation of DNA-templated transcription; nucleosome assembly.
CACAUUCCGCUUUGGCCGUUUAAUUUUGUCGUUCUUAGUCAAUGUUUGGCUUUAAAUCGUCUCAGGAUUAAAGAUUAUAGAUUUUUUUAGCUAUGUGAUUUUUCGUGUAAUUGGGUCAGACGAGUAUUUUCGAUGGACGUCGCCUCGUUUUCGUUCGUACAAAGAGGAAGUCGGUCCUCCUGGAAUCUCAGUUAGCUGACGUUAACAGCUGUGGAGCCACGGUUAGCUAAAUGAGCUAGCGUAUGCUGUCUUCAAAAAAGUGACAAAGUAGAUGUGGUCUCCUCCGUUGAGAUAAGGGUUUGGGGUCGCCGUGGCGUUGGUUCAACAACGUACGGUCCUCUUUGCGUAGCUGUCAAGGUAAACGUGGCUUGACAGUGUGACUGUCGAAAUCCUAAACGCGAACCACGAUUCCGGUGGCUGUGGGUUGCUUGAUUCGCUUCAGGCUGACGUAUGUCAUCGUUUACUGCCAAAAUGAUGGACUUUGAUAAUAUAUUGGACAUCGCUUCGCAAAACCAGGGUCUCAGCAGUGUGCAGAAGAGAUACAGUCUUCAGACGGGACCACCCAAAAAGGAUCCAAAGUCUAAAGGUGUAAACCCCGCUGCUGUGCAGGCACUUCUAAAAAAGCGGCAAAAUGACUCAAAACAGAAAGAAAUCGAAAAUAAAAAACAAAAAGAGCAGUUAUUGGCGAAGAGGGUUGAGUUGAAGUCAGAUCGUAAAGCACGAGCCAUGGCAUCCAGAACCAAGGACAAUUUCCACGGCUACAACGGCAUUCCAGUGGUAGAGACUCCGAAAAAGAGGGGCUCAAAAGGAGAUAAGCGGCAAGAUCAUCCAGAUGACUCUGAAAGUUUUAGGAAUAAUGCAAUCAAUCCACUAGACGAUGAAGAUAAUUACGAGUAUGAGCAGACAGAUUCAGAGGGAGAGCCGGAGCGGGAGAUGAUUAGGCCACAGAAGACUAUGGGUGUCAGUGGGCCCAGUAAAUCUGUUUCUAAAAAAAUUUCUGGCCCACCCAAACCUCCUCCCCCUACCAUGAACUUUGCUGAUUUACUCAGACUGGCGGAAAAGAAGCAAUUUGAGCCAGUUGAGCUAAAACCUAAGGUGAAAAAGGAAGAAAGGCUUCGCACGGCCGAAGAGAUACGUGAACUGGAGAUGGAGCGCAAGGCUAAGAGACCUGACAAAAGCAGGGACUCAAAGGUAGACGGUGGAAGAGAAGGACGGUCUUUGUCCACUUCUAGUUCAGUUAGAAAAAACACUACAGAAAAAGAACAAAAACACAACAAACUGCAAAGGAACUCCAUAGAAAAGUCUAGUCUGCCCAGUAGAUCAGGAAAUAAGGUUCACUCAGCUGGAACAAGUGACAAAGGCCUCUCCUUUUCCAAACCCUCUGUAAGUGACAAAGACAGGAACCGGGAGAAGACGCCUCACAGUGAUAGAGAACGAUCCAAGAUGGGCAUUUCUGCUUCAUCAGUUGCUACACUUAGUAAAAACUCCUCAAAAGCCUCCUCAUCUCAGGUCUCAACCAAACUUGUAAGCUCCAGGACGGCACUUACCCAAAAACCCAGCUCCUCAAGUGACCUUAGCUCAAGAAAAGACAGUUUUUCAUUGCAUCAAAAAGGAGCUUCAGGUAUUCAAGGGAACAAGCAUUCUGGCGGAGUUGGAGCUGGCCAGAGGUCUCAACCUGCAACCUCACAGCAGACGAGACCCCUUCAAGGCAGUUCAUUAAAGCAGGGAUCUAUAGCCGGAGAGAUGAAAUCCAACAGAGGAGACUCAAACGGUAAUUCACUGAGGCCGUCUUUGGGUGGUCCUUCUAAGGCAGGGAAGCAGUGUCAGGGGAGGCCUAUGGGCAUACCCCUAAAUAAACCUGGUGGUCGGCCACAGACGAGGCCAGGUGGCAGCGGUCCUGAAAGAGGUGGAUCCCGACCUCCAGGACCUUUUAGACCUGGUAGUGGAGGACAGGUACCAGGGCGGCCAAACAGUAACCUUGAGUCAGGGCCGGGCAGACCUAAGUGCACUGUUGUGUCAGAGACCAUCUCAUCCAAGAAUGUGGGUGGACCUAGACCAGGGAUCUCCCCAAGGCCAGGCAUGCAACAGAGACCUGGGAUGACACCAGGGAUGAGACCUGGGAUGACACCAGGGAUGAGACCUGGGAUGAGACCUGGGAUGACACCAGGGAUGAGACCUGGGAUGAUGCCGGGAAUCAGACCCGGAAUUCCACCCAGACCUAUGAUGAACAGACCACCAGGAACCACGUUACCACCCAUCACAAUUGCAUACAAGAGGAAGUAUGAAGAGGAGGAGGAAGAGUAUGACCCUGAAAUGGACGACUUCAUUGAUGAUGGAGGUGAAGAACAAGAUGAAAUCUCCAGGCACAUUAAAGAGAUCUUUGGCUAUGACCGAAACAGAUACAAAGAUGAAAGUGACUAUGCACUUAAAUUUAUGGAGAGCAGCUGGAAAGACCUGCAGAAAGAAGAAGCCAGGAGCCUGAGGAUGGCAGUGCAAGAGGACCUGGAGGAAGAGAGGCGAGAGGAAGAAGAGCUGAAAAGAAAAAAGGCCAAGAGGAAAAAAAUCAACUGAAGCUCCAUUCCUGUUUUGAUGAAUAAAAAAACCCUUUUGUUUUCUGAACGCAGUGGCUUGGCGAUCCCAAAGCAUCAAGCCCACAUUUGACCCUGAGUUGUGAUGGAGAAAGUAACUUGUUGUGAAAGAUUAUCUAUCAAAAGACGAUAUGCAAAACCCAUUGAAAGCAUUUAGAAAAUAAUGAGAAAUUCUCAAGUCCAUAUUUAUUUCCGCUACAACGUUCUGGAUUUACAAUCUGGAAAGAAUUGAACUUUUAACAAACAUGAAUCUGUUUUUCUGAUGUUACCAUUAACAGUGACAGAUUUCAACAUAUUUUCUGUUACUUUUUUCAACCAAUUAUUUGAACAUAUUGUUAUUAAGCAGAAAACAUUAACAAUUCUUAUGUUGUGUAUAAUAUUUUGACAGUAAUAAUUGCAUAAAUGCUUUUAUUUAACAGUAGUGAAUGU